AUGAAAAGCUUAUGGGAUGAGCUUGAUGCUUUGAACACCUUUUCUGCAUGUGUUUGUGAAUGUGAAUGUGGUGCUAAGGUGAAGAAUUUUAAGGCACAUCAAGAUGAAAGGUUGCCGUUUUUGAUGGGUUUGAAUGACAUAUUCAUAUGUGUUAGGAGCAAUAUAUUAUUGUCUUCACCAUUACCUUCUAUUGUACAAGCUUAUUCACUUGUAAUACAUGAUGAGAAGCAAAGGGAUAUCCAUGCUACCCCUGUCUAUCCAGGAGAUUCUGGUUCUUUCCUUGCUACAGACAUGCGGGGAAAUGGAAGAAGAUUCAAUGAAAAUAAGGGACAGAAGGGAGUUUGUGAUCCUAGAAAGAAUACUGGAAUAUGUGCUUACUGCAAGAAACCUGAUCUUCUACAACAGGUCAACAUAGGUCAGCAGGGUGCAGAAACCUCUGAUGCUUCUGCAAAUCUGAGUUGUGCUGGUAUAGCCAAGUUUUUCAAUUCCUUUGCCUGUUUCAUUCAAAUUGAUAGUGAAUCAUGGAUAUUAGAUAGUGGAGCAACUGCGCAUAUGAAUUUUAACAUAAAUUUUUUUAUUAACUAUAAAGCCUUGCCUAAACCUAUCAUGGUCAAUCUGCCUAAUUCACAUAGAGUAAAAGUUGCAUAUUCAGGUACUAUUGCAUUGUUACCAAAUCUAGUUUUGCACAAUGGCCUUUCACUGAAGAGCCCUUUGGAGAUUGGUAAGGAGAAAGGAGGCCUCUUCAUUCUCAAGUCAAGACUGGGAGCUCCAGUUUUUAAAAGUUUCCCUAAGUCUAGUACUUUUGUACCAAGGCAGAAUUUAAAUUUUGUUCCAGUUUUUAAUUCUUGUUUUGCUUUUUCCGAUUCCAAUGUAAAAGAGAAGCCGUGGCAUUAUAGGUUAGGCCAUAUGCCUUGGAGUAAUAUGAAGAAAAUUUCUAAUGUUUCUGUUCCUUCAUGUUUUAAUCAUUCUACUCCUUGUCUUAUUUGUCCUAUGGCUAGCCAAUCCAAGCUCCCUUUUCCUUCAAGCUCUAUAUCAACCAAAAAGAUCUUUGACCUAAUCCAUGUGGACACUGUGAAUACCUAA
Molecule: messenger RNA, 1083 nt
Organism: Nicotiana tabacum (common tobacco)
Lineage: Eukaryota; Viridiplantae; Streptophyta; Magnoliopsida; Solanales; Solanaceae
Source: RefSeq, a predicted model, not a curated record